GGGAGAAGGAGGAGCCGGUGAUUGGGACGGGCCCCUUUCGGUCCUGCCCACUCCCCCACCCCGUCCUCCGACCCUUGCCGCUGUCGCUCCUAGGCCGGGGCCGGGCUUCACUUCCGCUUCCCUCCCUCUCUGUGUGUCCCUGUCCGCCCCGCGGCGGGGGCGGGGGAAAGCCCCCAGGCUGCACGGCCCCUACCGCCGGAGACCCAGCGCUGCAGUCCGGGGUUUGUCUUGACCUGAAAUGAUGUCCAAUAACGGAGAGCUGGAGGACAAACCACCUGCACCCCCUGUACGUGUGAGUAGCACUAGUUUCCCAAUGGGUAGCAAGGACACACUGUUGACCAACCACAAUGCCAAGCCACUGCCGUCUGUACCUGAAGAGAAACAGAAGCGAACAAAACUCAAGUCUAUUUUCUCAAACACUGGAGAAAAAGCAAAUAAGAAGAGAGAAAAGGAACGGCCAGAAAUAUCUCCUCCAUCAGACUUUGAGCACACGAUCCAUGUUGGUUUCGAUGCUGUGACAGGGGAGUUCACGGGAAUGCCUGAACAAUGGGCUCGACUAUUACAGACAUCCAACAUCACCAAACUGGAACAGAAGAAAAAUCCUCAGGCUGUGCUUGAUGUUCUCAAAUUCUAUGAUUCCAAAGAUACGGUGAAACAAAAAUACCUGAGCUUCACAGAACAGCCAGACAGGUUUCCUGCAGUCACGCCUGCACACAGUACAAAGAACACCGUGCCAUCGAGUGUUCAAACAGUCCUGGAGGAGGAUGAUGAUGAGGCUCCACCACCAGCCAUUGCACCACGGCCAGAUUGCACCAAGUCGGUUUACACACGGUCUGUGAUUGAUCCAAUUCCACCUCCUGCCAGCAGAGAACCAGAUGGCGAUGGCACUUCAAAAGGGCUGGACAAAACAAAAAAGAAGGCAAAGAUGACAGAUGACGAGAUUAUGGAAAAACUGAGGAGUAUUGUGAGUGUUGGAGAUCCAAAGAAAAAGUACACCAGAUUUGAGAAAAUCGGGCAAGGUGCUUCAGGGACAGUAUUCACGGCCAUUGAUGUAGCAACAGGACAGGAGGUGGCAGUGAAACAGAUCAACCUGCAGAAACAGCCAAAGAAAGAGCUAAUUAUCAAUGAGAUUCUAGUGAUGAAGGAACUGAAGAACAGCAACAUUGUCAAUUUCCUGGACAGUUACCUGGUGGGUGAUGAGUUGUGCGUUGUGAUGGAAUAUCUGGCUGGCGGUUCACUCACUGAUGUUGUUACAGAAACUUGUAUGGAUGAAGCACAGAUUGCUGCAGUAUGCAGGGAGUGCUUACAAGCGUUGGAAUUCCUGCAUGCAAACCAGGUCAUUCAUCGAGACAUCAAGAGCGAUAAUGUGCUACUGGGCAUGGAUGGAUCUGUAAAACUCACUGACUUUGGGUUCUGUGCCCAGAUCACACCAGAGCAGAGCAAACGCAGCACCAUGGUGGGCACACCUUACUGGAUGGCACCUGAAGUGGUUACCAGGAAAGCCUAUGGCCCCAAGGUUGAUAUCUGGUCAUUGGGGAUCAUGGCCAUUGAGAUGGUGGAAGGCGAGCCCCCUUACCUAAAUGAGAAUCCACUGAGGGCCUUGUAUCUGAUUGCCACUAAUGGCACUCCAGAGCUGCAGAACCCGGAGAAGCUAUCCUCAAUCUUCCGUGACUUUCUUAACCGCUGUUUGGAGAUGGAUGUGGAAAAGCGAGGGUCUGGGAAGGAGUUGUUGCAGCAUCCGUUCCUGAAGCUGGCCAAGCCUUUGUCUAGUUUGACACCGCUGAUUCUGGCAGCCAAAGAUGCAAUGAAGAGUAAUCGCUAGGGUCUCCUCCUCUUUGCCCCUCGACCUUUUUUUUUCUUCCCUUGCCCCAACCCCCUCCUCCCCUCCUAACCCGCCUCUCCACAAAUUGGAAUCAAGCAUCAUGGUCUGCGUUGAUAUGGCAGAGUAACUGCAGAAUGCCACGUCGGGCAAUUUCUUGUCCCUGUCACCGGCCAACCACGCAAGCAAGGUUGAUGCUGCUUUUAUAUAUUUUUCAAGAAAACGUGAUUCAUCUUCUCUCCCUCUACACUUCAGUACUUGAAUAGCAGAUCAAAAGACAAACUUGCUGCCCCUUCUGUGGAAUCUGGACUCUUCCCUAGGAUGCCGUUUCCUCUGCCAGUUGCUUGUCUCUUCUUAUGGACGUUGUGUACUGUACUGGGUGAGCGGGGCUGUGGGAUGUUUGCUUGAUGCCUCUCUUUUUUUUGUAUAUUAUGUAACUGUGGCAGAUUGCGUUGUUAGAAUUCAGGAGAGAAGUUGAUGUAGCUGUCUUUUUUUUUAAAAAGAAAUGUACUUUUUGUUGUUUGUACUAACAGUCUGGAGUUCUGACUGUUACUUGCAGUGGCAGGCUCUGGGAUAACGAGACUGCAGCCUCAUCCACAUUUGUGAUCAGUGUGAUUUUUUUUGUUGUUAGCCUUUGAGUGAAUUGCCUUGAUGAUUGGUGUGCUCCUUCAAAGGAGCAGUAAGAGCUUAUUGAUUAUUUGAUUUUUUAAAUUACGGUGACUUAAAUUGCCCAGCAGUGUUGCUAGAUUCAGGAUUCAGGCUUGUAUUAAGACACACUCGACCCAAUUCAUGAUAACGCUGUGAUUUGUUUUGCAAUGGGAACUUAUCUGUAGGCUCCCUGUUUUUGUGUCGUAAUCACAAUAGUGCAUUCCCAUUCUCACUUAAAUUGCAUUGUUAACUGCUUCACUGAAUCCCAAGUUUCCAAUAAGGUUUCUCCUAAUUAAAAUGAGUUGUGUUUGGUGUGUGAACUGGCUUGUACAUACUGAGUGGAGUUUUCAGGCAGUGUAACGAAAGAACAGUAUUUUGAUCAGGUAAGCAGGUGCUAAUCAGAAUGGCACAAUCCCAUGUCCUGCAGUACCUGAGAAACGUAUUUAUUUUCAUCACAAAGUUUGUUAGCAUGGAUGUUAGAAAGUGCUGUCUACUUAGAAUCACUGUGUCAAUUCUUCAUGUCUUUGUAGAGUGCAUUCGCUGUGGAUGAGUCAACAGGAUCACCAUACCUAAUCUGUUUAGCAUCUGAUAUCACCACCCCACGUUGGCUAUACUCCAAGCAUGGUCCACACUUCCACUUCGGUGCCCAUACCUGAACCACUCUGCAUUGCAUCCAACCUUCACAUGUAGGUUUGCAAUGCACAGCUAUCAUUGCACUACACCCUAAGCCACACUGCAGUCACCACGUUACAUGGUGUUUGUGCACAAUGGCACAAAAAUGAAGUGUAACGCGAGGGUACGUGUGGGUAGUAGAUAGUUAGGCUCAGUGAUAGUGUCCACUCAGUUGGGUUUGAGACUUGUGAACUUGGCCACAAUAAGGUAUUACCUCAGUUGGGGCAAGUGAUAGGAGGUGUGCCUGUGACGUUUCUCUCCCACCUGAACUUGUGUAGCUGCUGCCUUUUCUACGUGCACUGCCGCAACCACAACAGUUCAAUACAUUGUAACAACUGCCAAAUGUAAAGAACCCAACUCACUAAUGGCUCCAAAGCAGCGUGACUGAUGAAUUCUGUGGCUUGUUACUACAGUAUUAAAAGAAGAAAGUCUAACAAAAGGCUAAACAUUUCUGAAAGUGCCUAACAGUAGAGUCUGAUGCAAUUGGGGAUUUGAGGUUUUGGACUCUCUCUCUCUUUUUUUCUAAUUAAUACUAAAAAUAAAAUUUUUAGAAAAACA
Messenger RNA from Stegostoma tigrinum, 3697 nucleotides. RefSeq names its product serine/threonine-protein kinase PAK 2-like. Gene Ontology annotation, biological process: protein phosphorylation; regulation of MAPK cascade; intracellular signal transduction. The transcript is spliced from 15 exons. Gene Ontology annotation, cellular component: cytoplasm. The record is from RefSeq and is a predicted model, not a curated record. Lineage: Eukaryota; Metazoa; Chordata; Chondrichthyes; Orectolobiformes; Stegostomatidae. Bases 239 to 1822 code for a protein of 527 amino acids. Gene Ontology annotation, molecular function: protein serine/threonine kinase activity; ATP binding.